AGUUUCUCAGUCUCCCUCCCAGUCUGGCCAGUGAAGCUUUGUGGCCUGUAAAGUCCCGCACCCUGUGUCAGCACGUUAGUCAGCCUCCUCGGUUAGGGUGAGCCACUGUGCCGCCAAAGUCCCUAUAAACUCCCUGGUGUGGCCCAGUGCCACAGAGUGGGGCCUGUGGAGCCUACGGGCAGAGCCAGGGCCCUGAGCUCUGCUGCUGUGGUGCGGACAACAGCCAAGGGGCAGCGCAGCCACUUGGGACAGCAGGAGCGGAGGGCUGAACCUGGCUGAGAGAGCAAGCAACCUACUGUGGCCUCUGGGAUGUCCUCUGAGCUCUCCAACAAAGCCAGUUGAUGAGCCAGGCCCUUGGGGAGCAGACAUCUGGUGAAAGAGGCACUGGAUCCAGGGCCAUGUCUGGGAAACGAGGUCGAGCUCGAAAGCCCCGAGGCAAGAGGGUGGGCAGGACCCAUCGGGCAGCUGGGCAGCAGGGCCCUGAGGCUGAGCCCCCGCCCCCCAACACAGGGGGCCCUCAGGACAAGGUGGGGGUGGCUCUGACAGAGCACGUGACCAGCACUCAGCUGGCUCCUCAGGGACACUCCAGGGCCACCAGGCCAGAGCAGCCACAGGCAGCCUGGAGGCCAGUUCAGGACACUGCUUUGGAAUCCGAGCUGGUGCUGGCCCCUGAGCACAUGGAGGGCUGUGGAGCCGGGGCCCCCAUGCCAGCCCUGGGCCCAGAAUUGCUGAGACUCCACGAAGUCCAGCUGUGCCUAGCCCAGGAGCAGCUCCUGCUGGAGGACCGGAGGCGGCAGGUCCAGCUGCAGAUGCAGCUGUGGCAGGAGGAGCAGCUGUGGCUGCAGCAGCUGCAGGAGGAGCAGCUGUGGCUGCAGCAGCUACAGGAAGAGCAGGCCUGGGUGCACAUGGAAGGGCUGCAGCUGGCUGUGGCCCUGGAGCAGCUCCGGAGUGAGGGCCUCGAGGCACUGCAAACCCAAGGCCAGGCCCCUGGCCCCAACAUGGCCCGUCGCUCCCAGAGCAGCUCACAGGGGGACAACCCAUUGGCACCUGGGUACCUGCCUCCUCACUACAAAGAAUACUACCGCCUGGCGGUGGAUGCACUGACUGAGGGUGGGCCAGAAGCCUACAACCGCUUCUUGGCAUCUGAGGGGGCACCUGACUUCCUGUGCCCCGAGGAGCUGGAACACGUGAGCCGCCACCUGCAGCCCCCACAAUAUGUGGCCCGCGAACCCCCCGAAGGCAGCCCUCCUGAUGUGGACAUGGAUGGUUCCUCAGGCACCUACUGGCCAGUGAACUCGGACCAGGCGGUGCCUGAGCUGGACCUGGGCUGGCCCCUGACGUUUGGCUUCCAAGGCACAGAGGUCACCACACUGGUACAGCCACCACCACCCGACAGCCCCAGCAUCAAAGAUGAAGCUCGGAGGAUGAUCCGCUCUGCCCAGCAGGUGGUAGCUGUGGUGAUGGACAUGUUCACUGAUGUGGAUCUGCUCAGUGAAGUGCUAGAGGCAGCUGCAAGGCGUGUCCCAGUCUACAUUCUCCUGGACGAAAUGAAUGCUCAGCACUUCCUAGACAUGGCCGACAAGUGUCGGGUCAACCUGCACCAUGUGGACUUCCUGCGCGUGCGCACAGUGGCAGGUCCUACCUAUUACUGCCGCACCGGGAAGUCUUUCAAGGGCCACCUGAAGGAGAAGUUCUUGCUGGUGGACUGUGCUGUAGUGAUGAGUGGGAGUUAUAGCUUCAUGUGGUCCUUCGAGAAAAUCCACCGCAGCCUGGCUCAUGUGUUCCAGGGAGAGUUGGUUUCCAGCUUCGACGAGGAGUUCCGCAUCCUUUUUGCACAGUCAGAGCCCCUGGUGCCCUCAGCUGGGGCUCUAGCUCGCAUGGAUGCCUAUGCGCUUGCUCCGUACUCUGGGGCUGGGCCACUGGUGGGCGUCCCCGGGUUUGGAGCGCCAACACCUUUUUCUUUCCCCAAACGGGCACACCUCCUAUUCCAACCACCCCGGGAGGAAGGCCUGGGCUUCCCCUCUUUCUUAGACCCAGACCGCCAUUUCCUAUCGGCCUUCCGCCGUGAGGAGCUGCAGCGGAUGCCUGGGGGUGCAUUGGAGCCCCACACAGGGCUCCGGUCACUGACUCGUCCAGUUGAGGCUGGGCCCAUUGGAGAGCUCGGAGGCCCCCGGGGCUUCUUCCAGGCACGGCACCUGGAAAUGGAUGCCUUCAAGCGGCACAGCUACACAGCAGCCGAUGGAACUGGAGCAGUGGAGAACUUUGCCGCAGCGCGGCAGGUGUCCCGACAGACAUUCCUCAGCCAUGGUGAUGACUUCCGUUUCCAGACCAGCCACUUCCAACGUGACCAGCUCUACCAGCAGCAUUACCAGUGGGACCCACAGUUUGCCCCUGCGCGCCCUCAGGGCCUCUUUGAGAAGCUUCGUGGAGGCCGGCCUGGCUUUGCGGACCCUGACGACUUUGCACUAGGUGCUGGGCCCCGCUUCCCAGAACUUGGUGCUGAUGUACACCAGCGGCUGGAAUAUGUGCCAUCCAGCGCCUCUCGGGAGGUACGCCAUGGGUCUGAUCCCGCCUUUGGACCCAGCCCCCGUGGUCUGGAGCCCAGUGGGGCCUCCCGUCCCAACCUGGGCCAGCGUUUUCCAUGCCAAGCAGCCUUGAGGCAAGGCCCAGACACCACUUCAGAGGCCGAGCCUGAACGCAGGGGUGGGCCCGAGGGCCGGGCUGGACUGCGUAACUGGCGCCUUGCUUCCUACCUGAGCGGCUGCCACGGUGAUGGCGGAGAAGAGGGCCUGCCGAUGGACGCUGAGGCCUAUGAAGAUGACGUGCUAGCUCCGGGAGGCCGGGACCUGCUCCCUUCCACAUUCCGCAGCCCUGUUUUUCCAGCCAAGGGACCAAAGCCAGGCUCAGGAAGCGGGGGUGGCGACAGCUCUGAACGAGAGGGCCUAGAAGAGACAAGUCUAGUUAAGCAGGACUCCUUCCGCUCACGCUUGAACCCGCUCAUCCAGCGCAGCUCUAGGUUGCGCUCAUCACUUAUCUUUGCAUCACAGGCCGAGGGUGCUGGUGGGACUACAGCAGCCACCACUGAAAAAGUACAGCUGCUACACAAAGAGCAAACAGUCAGUGAAACGUUGGGUCCAGGCGGAGAGACUGUACGUUCCAGUGCUUCGGCCAAAGUGGCUGAGCUACUAGAGAAAUACAAGGGCCCUGCCCGGGACCCUGGCGGUGCAGGGGGUCCCAUCAUUGCCUCUAGCCACAGCAAGGCUGUAGUGUCCCAGGCCUGUCGGGAGGAGAUUGUAGCACCAGGAGGAGCUGGAACUGAGCGCCGCAGCCUUGAGAGUUGCUUGCUUGACCUGCGCGACUCCUUCGCACAGCAGUUGCACCAGGAGGCAGAGCGACACCCAGGGGCUGCUUCUCUUACUGCUGCGCAGCUGCUCGACACGCUGGGUAGCACAGACCGCCUGCCAUCGCGCUUCCUCUCUGCCCAGGGCCGCUCCUUGUCUCCACAAGGUCGAGAUAGCCCUCCGCCAGAAGGGUCCAGAAUGCACCAGCUGCCUUAUUCUGAGCGCAAGGGGAGCCCCACUCCAGCCCACCCUGAGCGUAAGGGGAGCCCCACUCCAGCCUACCCUGAGCGCAAGGGGAGCCCCACCCCAGCCUACCCUGAGUGCAAGGGGAGCCCCACCCCAGCCUAUCCUGAGCGCAAGGGGAGCCCCACCUCAGCCUACCCUGAGCGCAAAGGAAGCCCCACAUCUGGAUUUCCCAAUCGGAGGGGUAGCCCAACCACAGGAUUGACUGAGCAGAAGGGGAGUCCCACCUCACCCUACCCAGACCGCAGGAGCAGCCCAGUACCCCCAGUGCCCGAGCGCAGGGGCAGCCCAGUGCCUCCCGUGCCUGAGCGCAGAGGUAGUCUCACCUUUGCUGGGGAGUCUUCGAAGACUGGCCCUACAGAGGAGGUGGCUGGCGGCCCCAUGGAAGUCCUGCGCAAGGGCUCCCUCCGCCUUAGGCAGCUGCUGAGCCCCAAGAGUGAGCGGCGUGGGGAGGAUGAAGGCAGCUUCCCAGCUCCUCAGGAAAAUGGGCAGCCUGAGAAUCCCCGGAGACCUUCGCUGGGUCGGGGUGACAGCACAGAGGCUGCUGCGGAGGAAAGAGGCUCAAGGGUGCGCCUAACUUCAGCUACUGCCAAUGCCCUGUACAGCAGCAACCUGCGAGAUGACACGAAGGCCAUUCUGGAGCAAAUCAGUGCCCACGGCCAGAAGCACCGCGGAGUCCCCGCUCCAGGUCCAACCCAUAGCAGUCCUGAACUAGGUCGCCCAACACCUGCAGGAGACUUGGCCCCAGACAUGUCUGACAAGGACAAGUGUUCAGCCAUCUUCCGCUCAGACAGCUUCGGGACACAAGGCCGGCUCAGCCGCACACUGCCUGCCAGUGCAGAGGAGAGAGACCGGCUCCUGCGCCGCAUGGAAAGCAUGCGCAAAGAGAAGCGCGUCUACAGUCGCUUUGAAGUCUUCUGCAAAAAGGACGACGCUGGCAGUACUGGAACAGGAGACAACUUGGCAGACGAGGACACGAGAGACAGCAAAAUGGGCAAAUUUGUUCCCAAGAUCCUGGGUACAUUCAAAAGCAAAAAAUGACCUGGUCUCAGAGGCCAGGACUCUGUAUCACUGCCAUACCGCACCCACAGUACCCGUCUGGUACUGAUGGAGUGGUGGCCGCCAGGCUGCUGUCAAAGCAGUUUGGAACCUUGCUGACAACCACCUAAACUGAGCUCCACUUGAAUUCUCCUGGCAGCUGCACUGCCUCUCACUCUUGGCUUUUCCUCACUAAGAGCCUCAGCCCCUCCUCCUGGUGCACUUUCCUCGU
Molecule: messenger RNA, 4854 nt
Organism: Acomys russatus (golden spiny mouse)
Lineage: Eukaryota; Metazoa; Chordata; Mammalia; Rodentia; Muridae
Gene: Sack1h
Product: family with sequence similarity 83 member H
Exons: 5
Coding region: 342-4625 (1427 amino acids)
Biological process (GO): positive regulation of cell migration; intermediate filament cytoskeleton organization; protein localization to cytoskeleton
Cellular component (GO): keratin filament
Molecular function (GO): keratin filament binding
Source: RefSeq, a predicted model, not a curated record